CUCUCUCUGCAUAAUACUUUUAUAUAUCGUAGAAUUUUCAGCAAUACCUUGUUAUAUUAUAAAUUUUUAAUCACAAGUUAGCGUAAAAUAGACGAACUUGUGCUUAUAAUAAAGAGACAAAUAAUACGCAGAGUGAAAAGCAAACGUGUCUGUGUUUGAGGGGAUUGAAUCCUAGGGUUUCCCAAAAUGGUUGAUAACAUCAACAGUAUAUUAGGUUCAAUGAACUCAAGUGAAGAAGGAGGGAUUAAGGAGCAAGAUAGGUUAUUGCCAAUAGCUAAUGUGGGCAGACUUAUGAAGCAAAUUCUUCCUCAAAACGCCAAGAUUUCGAAAGAGGGAAAAGAAACAAUGCAAGAAUGUGUAUCUGAGUUCAUUAGCUUUGUAACUGGAGAAGCAUCGGAUAAGUGCCAAAAGGAGAAGCGCAAGACAUUGAAUGGAGAUGAUAUUUGUUGGGCUAUGGGAAGUUUAGGAUUUGAUGAUUAUGUUGUGCCUUUGAAGAGGUAUUUGCAUAGGUAUAGAGAAUUAGAAGGAGAAAAGGUUAAUCAAAAUAAGGCUACUGUUGGCCAGAACAUAGAAGAAAGGCAGAACUAUGAACAUCGAAAUUUCCAGGGAAGUUUUUAUGGUCCUUAAGAUUUAUCCAAUGACAAUAACUUUCUAGCUUGGUACUUGAUUAAGCUUGGAUCUUGAUUAAGCUUGGAUUUUCUCAACUCCUUAUUUUUAUUCUUAGAAAGUUUUUAUUCUAGUUGUGAAAAUAUUCUCUGUUAGUGAUUAUGGUAUCAUCUAAUUUUUAUGGCUGUGGAAUAUUGUUUUGAACAAGUAAUAACCUUCUGUCUGAUUCAUGGACGUUGGUUUCACACUUGGCUAGUUGGUCAUGUUUCUUGAUCG
This is a messenger RNA of Lycium barbarum (goji berry), 882 nucleotides long. RefSeq names its product nuclear transcription factor Y subunit B-5-like. Bases 187 to 627 code for a protein of 146 amino acids. Lineage: Eukaryota; Viridiplantae; Streptophyta; Magnoliopsida; Solanales; Solanaceae. The record is from RefSeq and is a predicted model, not a curated record. The transcript has a single exon. Gene Ontology annotation, molecular function: protein heterodimerization activity; DNA-binding transcription activator activity, RNA polymerase II-specific; RNA polymerase II cis-regulatory region sequence-specific DNA binding. Gene Ontology annotation, biological process: regulation of transcription by RNA polymerase II. Gene Ontology annotation, cellular component: CCAAT-binding factor complex; nucleus.